Molecule: messenger RNA, 915 nt
Organism: Chaetomium globosum CBS 148.51
Lineage: Eukaryota; Fungi; Ascomycota; Sordariomycetes; Sordariales; Chaetomiaceae
Exons: 2
Coding region: 1-915 (304 amino acids)
Biological process (GO): peptidyl-proline hydroxylation to 4-hydroxy-L-proline
Cellular component (GO): endoplasmic reticulum
Molecular function (GO): procollagen-proline 4-dioxygenase activity; iron ion binding; L-ascorbic acid binding
Source: RefSeq, a predicted model, not a curated record
AUGACAACAACAAGCAUCGCCAAGUCGGCCGGCUUCUGGGCAGGUGGGCUUCUUCUUGGCCUCAGCAUACCGUAUCUUCCGAAUCUCUCAUCGCCUCAUCUCGCCUCCUUCAUCGGCGACUUCCCCAUCCCCGACCACCCCUUCCCUCACCACCACCCGAAACCACCCCCUUCGUCUGCGACACCUCCCACGCCUACCGCACCGAGCUCGUCUCCCUCGACCCCCCUAAUCAUCUACAUCCACAACAUCCUCACCCCCUCCGAAAUCACCUCCCUCCUCGCGACGGCCGAGCCCAAAUUCGCGCCCUCCCAAGUGACCAAGCACGGGCGCAAGCAACAAACCAACGACCGCACGUCCAGCUCGGCCGGCCUUCCGCGCGACGACCCCGCCGUGCGGUGCGUGCUCGACCGCGCGCGCACCUUCCUGGGCACCAUGCUGCGCGACGGCUGGGACGAGAUGGGCCCGCCGCAGCUGGUGCGCUACAGCGAGGGCCAGCGCUUCAACGUGCACCACGAUUGGUACGACGUCCCGCAGUGGGCGCCGGAUGGCACCACGCGCAAGUGGAAUCGCGUGGCGAGCUUCUUUGCCAUUUUGGAGGAUCAGUGUGAGGGUGGGGAGACGCAUUUUCCGUUUGUGGAGGGGAUUGUGCGGCCGAGUCCGUAUGGGGAGGGGAUGUGGAAGGGGGGGAUGAGGAGGAAGGAGGGGGAGAGGGAGGACGAGGUGAAGCCGUUGUGGAGGGAGCAUGAGGAGGGGGGGUUGGCGUUUAGGCCGGUCGCGGGGAAUGCGGUGUUCUGGGUGAAUUUGCAUGCGAAUGACACGGGGGAUAUGCGGACGAGGCACGCCGGUUUGCCGUUGGAGUCUGGGCGGAAGACGGCUAUGAAUAUCUGGCCGAGGCGGUACUACGCGUACGAGUAA